GAUGGACCUGCCGGCGUUGAGGUGGGUCAUCCCUGCUACCCAAAAGGCUACGAAGAAAUAGUACAGAGGGCAUCCCUCUCUAGCAACCCCUGUACCAAGCCUCUCCCCCCAACCGCAUCUUCGGGGAACGUAACUCUGGUGGGCAAAGGGAACGUCACGCUAUGCCGGGAAAAGCUCAAAGCGAUCUUCAACUUCUCCGGCUGUCGAGACCCAUCAUCCUGCGGCUUUGAGGGGACCUACCAGCCGAGAGUCAACGGGAAGUUUCUGGCCUUUUCUGCAUAUUACUACACUUUCCACUUUUUGAACCUGACAGUCACUAGUCCACUGGCCACUGUUGAGAGAGCCAUCCAGAUUUUCUGUGCCAGAACAUGGAAAGAUCUGAGCACCAGUUACCCUCGCGAAAAGCCCUUCCACCUGAAGAAUUACUGCGCCAGCGCCAACUACAUCCUGACCCUUUUAUUGGACGGUUACGGCUUCCAAAACGACACCUGGCAGAACAUCGCCUUCCAAAUGCAG
This is a messenger RNA of Protobothrops mucrosquamatus (brown spotted pit viper), 516 nucleotides long. Its product is annotated as ectonucleoside triphosphate diphosphohydrolase 8-like. The transcript is spliced from 3 exons. Gene Ontology annotation, biological process: nucleoside diphosphate catabolic process. The record is from RefSeq and is a predicted model, not a curated record. Gene Ontology annotation, molecular function: GDP phosphatase activity; UDP phosphatase activity. The annotation marks the transcript as partial. NCBI's taxonomy places the organism in Eukaryota, Metazoa, Chordata, Lepidosauria, Squamata, Viperidae. Gene Ontology annotation, cellular component: plasma membrane.